AUGCGCCACACUUUGCCCACGAUGGAUUCAGCCCAGUCUUGCGACAAGGCUACGGCUUCGGCCUCCGAGCCCGCAACCAAACGACUCAGCUUCCUCGACCUUCCUCCCGAAACCCAAAAGGACAUUUUCAGCCAUUGCUCCCAAAGCGACCUGAUUUGCCUCUCUCUCGUCUCCAGACACUUCCGCGAACUCGCUGCCGCUCAGUUGUACCGCAAUUUCCACAUCGUCUUUCCUGACGAAGAUGAUCCAUCCUUCGAUUCACCCAUCGACAGCCUCGCCGGUGGCCUCGAAACCUUCGUGUCGAGUGAAUACGACUAUGCCCAGCAUCUCAGGGACAUCUCCCUCGACACUCUUAGUGCUGGCGACAAGGCCGAGGCUGCCUAUAAACCGUACUUGUAUAGCGCCAGCUGCGGCAAGUUCAUGAAUACACUGCUGUCCCUGACCCUCAAGAAUGCCAAGUCACUCGAGACCUUCAGGUGGAACAUCCGAGUCGAGCUCAGCCGGCCGGUGUACAAGGCGUUACAUCAGAUUGCGACCCUCAAGAACCUACACGUUCGAAUGCAAGCCGGGCCUUCCCUCUUCGAGAUCCCUCCUCCACUACCGUAUUCGACGAAUUUGCCGCCGCCUACAUCGACUCAAGGUCAUUGGGAUCCGUUGCCGGUAUUUUCGGCGGUCUCGGCGCCUCCUCCUCCCUUCGCAAGUAUGUCGUUGAAUGUCCCGCCGCCGUACAACCCUUCUUCACUCGGUUCCCACCCUCCGCUGCCUCCCGCAUUGAAGCCUACGCCCAGAAAUAGGCGUAGGGUAGCCGCCAACGACCCCGCAACGCUGGGUGGGUUCCGAAAGCUGAAUUCCUUGGUUGUUCUCGACAUCGAUACCUUGGACACCAUUGCGGAGAUCAAGUCAUGUGUACGCAAUUCGGCGUCCACCUUGACGAAACUGAAAUUAUCCUUCUCUGCCUAUCUCGCUUUGCAAUCUCGGAAGCCGCCUCCGGAUACCGAUCCUGACGAUUCGGACCAGGACGACGAGUUUGAAGUUGUUCCCCUGCCAUCGGCGCCCGGCUGGGAUGAGGCGAGUGGGCCCGCAAAAGCAUUCCGCGCGCAAGAGGAGAGGAAAAGCCAGGAGUCGGUUUUGGGUAGGAUCUUUGACGUGGAACCAUUCCUCGUAAAGAAGGCACAGCAUCGCAAGAGCCUCAAAGGAAAAGCAAAGAUCGAUACACCUACUCAUACCCAAGAGGCCGGCUCACCUGCCGAGGCCUUCAUGAGCAGACUGCGGGAGGUCUCCAGUAAACUCAUGGCAAGCGUGGCGGAUGGUGAUGCGGAUGACGGAUCAAAGCAAGAGAUUCUAGAGAUGAUUGAGAAGGCUAGCCGGAGAUAUCUCGAAGCAGAGGAGGCGAAAACGGCGGCUGAAGCAGCCACAAAGGCGAAAGACAAGACGACAGAAGCUGAAUCGGGGACUUCCGCUGGCGAAGGAUCAUCAACCGCUGCUGCGACUUCCACGGUGAACACUGGCACUCAGCCGGCUACUACUGUCGAGGUUUGCGGUGCUUCUGCUGCCGGUGGAGAUAUCAGCAGUAAAUCCAAGGCGACCACGGGGGCCGAUUCCAACCCCGAGGACAUCAAUGUGGAAGAGCCCAUGGCUGCCGACGAGGCUGAGGAGCAGUCGGAUGGUAAGAUCGAACAGAAUCAGGAGCAGCCUACAGCUGCUCCCGAGACGACUUCGGCAAUCGCUUCGCGCCAAGAACCCAUAUCAGAAUCACAUACCACGGUGAGAGCCAAGGCCGCGUUGGAAGCUCAAAAGGCAAACUUUGAAACACUUGUUCUUCGUCUACAGCACCUGCUAUCCGAAGCCACUAGUCUCCAAGAGAAGCUAGAGGACUUGCGAACUACUACUACUGCAUUCGACCGGGACCACAUUCGAUAUGCCGAGAAUCAGUUGCAAGGAUUCUACCGCGAUAUCGAAAAUGUCAGGACUGAGUUGAAUGCGACUGAAGCUGAAAUCCGUGACGUGGAGAAGCAAGUCCAUGGCAUAGCCACGACGGCACACAGCGAGGACGAGAAAAUCAGCGAAUAUAUCCGGUCUACAAGAGGCGUCGCCCUGCGAUCUUUCAGUGUCCACCUGAUCCCAGUCAAGGCCUCUGUAUUCAAAGCAGCCAUUGACGUGCGAGUGUUGAAAAGGCUGACAUUGCUAAAUGUUGGCAGUCAAGCUCCCAUUUGGACCAUGCUUGCCAAGGAAAACAAGGCACAGCCGCUCCCUCUGCGCAAGAUCUUCACAGACAACGUUUCCAUCUCUUUCCUGACAUUUGCAUCACAACUGGAGCAAAUCACAGAAUUGUUCAUGCUUGAGCGAUCAGCCAAAUACAAGCCGGAGAGCUUCGCGCCCAAGACAAAUGUCAUCAUGGACCAGAUCCGCCGUCUUGUUCUCAAGAAGCAUAUGCCGACCCUGACUCGGCUGAUGAUCAAGAACGAUGCUACAAUGGCGUGGGAUGUAGACGAAAAGGCCAUGCUGCUAAUCUGCAACCGCGGAAAACAACUCGAAGAGCUUGCGGCCGCGCUUGGUAUUCGCGCCAUGCACACUUUCAUGCAACACCUUGGAGGGCUGGCCAACCUCCGAGCUUUGAACGUUAUCUCGUUCAGGAACGACGAUACUUGCGUCUGGGUUAUGCGCGAGACGCGGAAAUUCCUCGUCGAUAACCUAAGCCACCACCCUAACAUGAAACUCGAGUGGAUCUCGAUCGAUGAUGACCGGGUUGAGCGCAUUAUCCGCCCACCGCCGCAGACACCAGCCGCCAAAGCCGAAGAGAAGAGAAACAAGAAGGGAAAGAAGCCUGCUGGUUCUUCCUUUGGAGCUUUUGGUGGCCCAGGCACCUCUACUGGCUCGGGUGCUCCGGGUGUUUUUCCACCUUUGCCUAUGCCGGGAUGGGAGACGGAUAGCGACAGUGACGACGAAGACACCGAUAUAGUGGCGAACACCAAGCUGGAAACUGUCGAAGGCGUCCACUUUUACGAUGUUUGGGACGUCCGCAUCUUCAAGAAGGAAGUCAUGGCGGGACGGCUAUGA
Molecule: messenger RNA, 3057 nt
Organism: Colletotrichum orchidophilum
Lineage: Eukaryota; Fungi; Ascomycota; Sordariomycetes; Glomerellales; Glomerellaceae
Product: F-box domain-containing protein
Exons: 4
Coding region: 1-3057 (1018 amino acids)
Molecular function (GO): protein binding
Source: RefSeq, a predicted model, not a curated record